This is a messenger RNA of Diceros bicornis minor, 1071 nucleotides long. It is a transcript of the gene GUCA1A, whose product is annotated as guanylate cyclase activator 1A. The record is from RefSeq and is a predicted model, not a curated record. Gene Ontology annotation, cellular component: cone photoreceptor outer segment; photoreceptor inner segment. Bases 1 to 609 code for a protein of 202 amino acids. The transcript is spliced from 4 exons. Gene Ontology annotation, molecular function: calcium ion binding; calcium sensitive guanylate cyclase activator activity. Gene Ontology annotation, biological process: visual perception; positive regulation of guanylate cyclase activity. NCBI's taxonomy places the organism in Eukaryota, Metazoa, Chordata, Mammalia, Perissodactyla, Rhinocerotidae.
AUGGGAAACGUGAUGGAGGGGAAGUCAGUGGAGGAGCUGAGCAGCACCGAGUGCCACCAGUGGUACAAGAAGUUCAUGACCGAGUGCCCCUCCGGCCAGCUCACCCUCUACGAGUUCCGCCAGUUCUUCGGCCUCAAGAACCUGAGCCCCUCGGCCAGCCAGUAUGUGGAGCAGAUGUUUGAGACCUUUGACUUCAACAAAGACGGCUACAUCGACUUCAUGGAGUACGUGGCGGCGCUCAGCCUGGUCCUCAAGGGGAAAGUGGAACAGAAGCUGCGCUGGUACUUCAAGCUCUACGACGUCGAUGGCAACGGAUGCAUCGACCGCGACGAGCUGCUCACCAUCAUCCGGGCCAUCCGAGCGAUUAACCCCUGCAGCGACUCGACCAUGAGUGCAGAGGAGUUCACCAACACCGUGUUCUCCAAGAUUGACGUCAACGGGGAUGGGGAGCUCUCCCUGGAGGAGUUCGUGGAGGGCGUCCAGAACGACCAGAUGCUCCUGGACACGCUGACGCGAAGCCUGGAUCUUACCCGCAUUGUGCGCAGGCUCCAGAACGGCGAGCAAGAUGGGGAGGCGGCUGGCGGCGGGGCGGCUGAGGCAGCAGGCUGAGCCCACCCCCAGCGGCUUCUGUGCUGGGGAGGGGGUGUGUGGUCGUGCUGGUGUCGUCCUCCUCGUUGUUUUAAUACUAGAUGGAGUCUGUGAACUCAUAGGCGCAGCUUACCUCUUGGGGGUGCACGGUGGCAGCACAGGGGCAGGGGUGGGGGCCCAGAGCAGGAGAUGGUGAAGGAUGGUUCCAGAACCCUCCGCGUGACUCAGCUGGUGGUGGCCGCUCCCUGGUGGGGGCACUCCUCCACAUCCCUCUGCGUCCUCCCUUCUGGCCCCUCCCCCAGCUUUUCCCAGCUUUCCCCUCUGAGCUUCUCCAGUUCCACUCUCUUCUAGACAUGGAGGCUCUGAGGCAGAGCUAGGCUUUCCCGGGACCCUGAUGGACUCCUGCAAAUCCGGGCCCAGGCUCCAUCCCGGUGCUGCAAUCACACACGCAUCCCACCCUAGGACCCUGGAGCCCAGUUGUGG